Messenger RNA from Triplophysa rosa, 2628 nucleotides. RefSeq names its product F-box protein 40, tandem duplicate 2 (gene fbxo40.2). The transcript has 3 exons. NCBI's taxonomy places the organism in Eukaryota, Metazoa, Chordata, Actinopteri, Cypriniformes, Nemacheilidae. The coding region runs from base 50 to 1978 and encodes 642 amino acids. Gene Ontology annotation, cellular component: cytoplasm. The record is from RefSeq and is a predicted model, not a curated record. Gene Ontology annotation, molecular function: protein binding; ubiquitin protein ligase activity; zinc ion binding.
UCUCCUUGGUCAGAACUGCUGUGGCUCAUGUGCACUGCUUCAUGUCAUAAUGAGCCGAUAUAGGAGAACCGUUCCAAAGCUGCACAGGCAUUGUGAGAUCUGUUUCAGCCGUCGCUGCAAAGCCCCCAUCGAGACCUCCGUGUCGUGCAUGGUCAUCAACUGUCGCUUGCUCUGUGGUGCCUCCUUCCACAUGUGUAAAGAUGACGAGCACUCCCUGCUGUGUCCCAACGAGAAGGUGCCUUGCCUCAAUGCUAACUACGGCUGUCCUUUCACCAUGUGUCGCUCAAGGUUGGCCAAACACUUGGAGGUGUGUCCUGCAAGCAUCGUCUGCUGCUCGGUGGAGUGGAACCGUUGGCCUGUCGAGAACCCUGACGCUCCUUUGUAUAUUAACCUCUUUAAAGAGAUCCGUGAGCAGGAGUCACUUGACCUCUCCAUGGCACUGAGAGACCAGAAACAUCUGUGUGCUAGGUUGAAAAUGAGAAACUGUUUUCCUGAGUUGAUGGAGGAACGAGAAGAGGAAACAAAUCUGACGGAGGAGGAGGAAGAGGGAGACAACGCCGUUGACAAAGAGAACUACAAUCCGUUCGAAAAAAUGUUCAGCAGGGAAAGGGGAGGUUGCAAGCAGGCCGAGACAGAUGCGUCCAAGACAAAAACAUCACCAAAAGGUUCCUCCGAAACAAAGCUGCAAGAAACAUUAAAAGAACCUGAAAAGGGAGAAGACACAUUUUAUGACCUCACCAAAACAGGACUGUCACCCUGGCAAGAUGGCGUCCUGGAAAGACUCGGGCAGGAGUUAAAACCCAAUGAGUUCAACUUGUAUAUAGUGCACCACGGUCGCAUGUUGAUCUCCUUCGGUCAGAUGGAUGCUUGCACGCCCAGAGAGAGAGAUUUCGUUUAUGGGAACCUGGAGCCGAUACCAGUCCAGACUCUACGCUCCUUCACCGUCCCUUCUAGUUACAAACAAAAACGCAUUCAAUUUAAAGACUCUUCCACCAGGGUGAUGACUGAGCACAAGUGUGUGGGAACAUCUGACGUGAAAGCGUCUGAGAAAGAUAGCCAUGAGAUGGAUGAGAUGUUCGCCACCUUACUUUGUUCCGCCGAGGCUGAAAUACGAGGCCACAAAAUAAGCGAAACCGUGCCCACAGAUGGACUUUACGUUGACAUCGCGACACAGACGUAUAACUUCGCCACAACUCCCUUUAAGUACAGCGCAUCCCUCGCUGAAGUUACAGCAGACGGGGAUUUGAAACUCUACGUUCAGCUUGAUGCCGAAACCGUUACGCUCAGACACAACAAAUCGACAUCAGCGUUCACAUUUGUUUGUGGUCAUUUCUUUCGAAGGGAUGAGUUCGCCUCGCAUUUCAAGAACGUGCAUUCGGAUAUCCAGUCUUGUCUGAGCGGCUGGUUUGAGCAGAGAUGCCCAUUGGCUUACCUUGGUUGCACAUUCAGUCAGAGAAGACUCCAGCCGGCCACGCAAAGAGCCACAGUGCACUACAACCAAGACCUGAGCAUCUUCACCCUCACACCUGACGUUCCUACAUGUUUGAUGGAUGGUUCACAGAACGCAGUUGCAUUUAAGACACGUGUGAAAUAUGAAGAUUCUCUCAGCAAUCUUCCUUUUGAGGUGCUCUGCCACAUUGCUGGUUACCUGGAUAGUUUUACGCUGUCGCAGCUUGCCUUGGUCUCAGGACUGUUUAGGGAUGUUUGUGCCACACAUCUUCAGGAUAGAGGAAUGGUGACCUUGAAAUGGCACAAAAAGUCAUACUCUCACGGAGGAACCCGCUGGAAACCAACUAUAGUCUGGGAGUUCAGUACUCUUUUCAGUAAAGUGGGUAGUUGGUGCGUUGAUGACACAGCGUCAAUGUCUGAGCAUCUGAAACAUUGUCCAUUCUACCAAACUGAAAUGAAAACCGAGCCAUUUGCCCUGACCAGUAUGUGUGACACCAAAGAGGAUGAGAGACACAGUUUGGUCACUUAAUUUAUGGGACGCAAAUGAUUUUUAGACUGCAACUUUGAUGUCUUCUAUUUGUUCUGGUUUUGAUUUGAAUGGCUGCUACUUUACAUGUAACUGAAUGCUGCCUUUAUGUUUUGCUAUGUAACUUUAUAAAUCAAUUGCAUGUGAAAAAAGCAGCAUAGUCUCCUAUUUAAAUACAUCUGCAUAGCUCUCUGUCAUGUUUUAACGUAAUGUUUUUACUUUAGUUUAGAAACUAAAACCACAGAGUAAAAUAAAACAGUUUAUGUGCACUUUAUAGUUAUGCAACAUUUGCAUGAUCAGCAAACCACAAUUUAAAAACAGAUAUAGCAAAGGAAAAUGAACAUUUCAAAUGAUGUGUGUGUCUAAUCACUAUCCUGUGCAAUGCCGUGUUAGGCUUAUCAAUCACCUCUAUAUUAACAGUUUAUUUAUAGGAAAAUAAAAUAACAAAUGUUUGCAUACAAAGUAUGUUUGGUUGUAUUUAAAACACUGACCUCAAUACAGACAGAGUGGCUGAAGUUACAGCACACGUAACAUGACUCUUGUAUUUCGAAGCCGAGUUUACGAAUGUCUGUCUAUUUUUAACAAAUGGGAGAGACAGAUAUAGGUUAGUUACCUAAAGUCCACUAUGCCAAACAGAACCUGGAGCUCACUGU